Molecule: messenger RNA, 677 nt
Organism: Galdieria sulphuraria
Lineage: Eukaryota; Rhodophyta; Bangiophyceae; Galdieriales; Galdieriaceae
Product: ADP-ribosylation factor
Exons: 4
Coding region: 5-550 (181 amino acids)
Biological process (GO): intracellular protein transport; protein localization to Golgi membrane; vesicle-mediated transport
Cellular component (GO): cytoplasm; trans-Golgi network
Molecular function (GO): GTPase activity; GTP binding
Source: RefSeq, a predicted model, not a curated record
UCUGAUGGGCAUUUGGUUUGCGAAACUUUGGCGAAAGCUUUAUCGAAUCCAAGAACUUAAGAUAUGUAUGAUUGGCCUUGAUAAUGCUGGAAAGACAACCAUAUUGUAUCGUCUUCAUUUGGGUGAUGUUGUCGUGACGACUCCCACUAUUGGCAGUAAUGUAGAACAAGUGAAAUGCAGAAAUCUUCUCUUUCAGGUUUGGGACUUGGGGGGACAAGAUAGCCUUCGUGAAGCUUGGCAAACUUAUUUUGUCAAUACUCAAGCUGUUAUUUUUGUGAUAGAUAGUUGUGAUAGAGAAAGAUUCGAUUUGGCUAGAAAGGAGUUAUUGAGAGUCUUACGUUUUGAGAAUCUUUCAAAGGCUGUGAUAUUAGUUUUUGCUAACAAACAGGAUAUGAAACAAGCAGCUUCGGCUGCUGAAAUUAGUGAAUCACUUGCAUUGCACGAUAUUAAAACCCAUUCUUGGACUAUACAGCCUUGUAGUGGGGUUACAGGGGAAGGAUUACAAGAUGGAAUGGAAUGGCUCGCCGAUCAUGUGAAGACAUCUGGAUAGAACUGACGAUAAGAAAGAGAGAGAGAGAAAGUAAUCUAUGGAGAAUUUUUGAUAAGAUAUUUACAAAAGGAAUACACACACAUAUAUAUAUAUAUAUAUAUAUAGACAUAACAGGAAAAUCGGAUCC